Molecule: messenger RNA, 1305 nt
Organism: Recurvomyces mirabilis
Lineage: Eukaryota; Fungi; Ascomycota; Dothideomycetes; Mycosphaerellales; Teratosphaeriaceae
Exons: 3
Coding region: 1-1305 (434 amino acids)
Source: RefSeq, a predicted model, not a curated record
AUGCCACCCUUCAAGGUCAUCCACGGCACGCAGCUUGCCGGCUCGCUCAAAGAUACCCUGGCAAAAGAGCGGCCCACAUCGAUCAAAUGGGCAUGCUCUUGCCGUGGUAUGCACGUACCAAUUACUAUUACUGCAUUUCCAUUCACAGCGCCAGACUAUCCAACCCAAACCUUCCACACCUUUACCCUACUUGUUGAUGAUGUGACCGCUCUUCCAGGAGUCACCAUCCCAGAGAUUGAAGGAGUAGCUCGGAAAGCAGCUGCCUUACUAUGGCAAGCGUCGACAUGGGAUUUCGAGAGCACUGCUGUGGCAAUCAACUAUGGUUGUGGUAUAGCUUCAUCCUUGCAGGCUACCCUGGGAUCAAAUGAGCAGCCGACUCUACCAUACGGUGGUGAUCGUCAUCAAUCGGCACAACCAGUGAAGAAACCUAGGACACCCGCCACCAAAGCAGUUGCGUGGUCUCUGGAGAUACAUAAGGCGGAGCACCUUGCUGAGAAGCUCGCGUCAAGCAUCCGCUGUGGAUACAGAUCGUUUACGUGCGCGAAUCCGAUCCAACGUAGAGACUGGGCCAUUGACAUCCGCCAAAUCAAGCCAGUGUCCGGCAGUGAAUCCGCUUUAGGACUCGCAAUGCACUUCAUGUCGCUCAAAGAGAAGGUUCAAGAUCGCGCGUGGGAAUGUACCUUGCUUGCUACGCUUGCUGGUCACUUAGUAGGCAAACCGGCCAAUUUCAAGGAUAGCAGAAGCGACCGGUUUCGACACCGUCUGUGGAUGGACGUCGUACUUGGGCUGGUCAACGUUGCCCAUCGUGACAUCGGCCAGGAAGCAUUCAAGCUGUUGGGUGCUUUACGAAUGUCAAAUAGCGGCGCAGGCAGCUUCCAUGCUGCAUUGUUCAAGUCCGCGAAUAAGUCCGUUGCUCGGAGAGUGCCAGCGUUGGCCUGGAAGAAGAUUGCGGCACAACUAUCGCAGCCCUGGCGUAAUAUACCCGGAUCACUAGCUAUGGAUCCAGCGAGAAUGCUGGCUGGGCCGCACCUGAGCUACGAGGACGUGCGGACGACUCUGAGCCUACCACUAUUCGCAGCACACGAAAAUGCAAGCUCACCACCACCACCGCUACCACUGUUGUCAACAUUUGAGUAUGGCGCGGAGCCUGCAAGCUACCAGAACUUCCUGCUUCUGGAUGGUUCGGUGAAACCAGAUGACGAAAACCAAUUGUGGACGAUGGAGACAAUACCCUUGGGAUGGGAGAAUGUCGACUGGCCCGAAAAUAUAGCGGACAGCCUACCGGUAUAUAACAAUUUGCAUUAA